This is a messenger RNA of Pogonomyrmex barbatus (red harvester ant), 1265 nucleotides long. RefSeq lists its product as uncharacterized. Lineage: Eukaryota; Metazoa; Arthropoda; Insecta; Hymenoptera; Formicidae. The record is from RefSeq and is a predicted model, not a curated record.
AUGGAAAAAAGAAAAUGCUUCAAUAAAAUUGAAAGAAAAUUCUUGUCGAAUAUCGUUUCAUCUUGACUUGUAACGAUGAAAUUCGAUUGUCAUUCUAUUAUAUUUUAAGGAGAGAAAGAUAAUCGGCUUACGGUUUAAGAAUUGGGUGAGGCUUCUUUAAUUUAAUUAGAGGUAACAGUAUCAAUAAAUGUUUGAAAGUGCUGGUGGCGGACUUCUUUAGUUUUAUUCGUGUCGACGAAAGAAACGGUACAAAUUUCUUUCUUUCUUGGUGUCUUUCUUUCAAGCACUCAUACGCAAUUAUCAAAAUUUUCAGGUUUCAUUUUUAAGUUCAUUAAUAGUUUGCACUUACAAUCGGCACGUUAAAUAUAUAAGCAAACGAGCAGACAUGACGACGAAAAUCGAUGAGUGUAAUGGCGUUAUGAAGAAGGACAGUCAAGCGAAUGAUAAGGAAAGUUCAUCCGGAACAAAGGUUAAGCGCAAAUCCAAAUCUGCUAGAAGACGCUUGAACGCUAUGAUGAGCAACGCAUCCUUGCACUUCUCUGACACGGAUUCCGAGGGCGAAUUGAUCAUGAUUACCAAUAAGAUCGGUAAACUUUCCGCGCGAGCCUCGCAAGAAAAUCCAUUAAUCUCUGUGACCAAUGCGGAAAUAAUCGAGCCCGAGUCUAAGGUCAAUGUCAAUCUGGACUAUCUUAUAGCCGACGGUGAAGCUAGAUCCCGAUCACGCGGCAGCUUUGCGGAAAAUCUCACCGAUGUUGAUGAGAUUUAUAGCGACGAUGAAAAAGAAAGUAAUACCUUAAAUGUGGUCGAUAACGAUUAUCAAGGAGAGACAGAUUUAGAGGAUAUCGAGGACGACGAGGACAUUCAACCUACGAUCUAUGUGACACCAAGAUCGGAUAUUCUGACCGAGUUUGGUGGAGAGAUGAUUACGACCAAGGAGGGCAAUGGACCAUUUUCUGUAGAGGUACGAAAUCGAUUGUCGCGAGAGGAGAUUUCUAUUGACAAGGAGGAUACCGAGAAUAUUCCGAAUAUUCCAAACACCGAUAGUGAGGAUAUGGAGGGAUCCGAAGACGAGAUUACUAAGCUGGAUGAGGCGGCCGCUUAUAAUCACGUGUAUGAAGAUUUCGACAUCCUGGCGGGAUCGCAAGUUGUCAUGACUAAUAAAAUGGAAAAUACUCUAUGUGUACCAGACACCGCUGAUGAAGCUAUCAGCGAUUGUCAUACUGAUAUCGAAGAUGUCGAUUAAAUCUUAGAUAAGAAUAAAAAAA